CACGGGGGAGCUGUUUUCUUAAAAUGGCAGAGAUGGAUUUAAAAACAGUCGCGUCGACGAUGGAAGCUUUGGUUCGCAUCAGUUCUAACAUGAGGAGCCUGGAGCACGAGCUGCAUUGUCCUGUGUGUAAAGACAUCGUCAAGCAGCCCGUGGUCCUGCCAUGCCAGCACAGCGUCUGCCUCAUGUGUGCCUCCGAGGUCCUGGUGGCAAGUGGCUACCCGCUUCCCGAGCUUCCCCCAGAGCCCAACUCCCCGGCCUCCACACCCAACACCCGCUCGCCCCGCCAGGCUCGCCGGCCUGCGCCUAAAGCCGAACAGCGACCCAUUGACCGCGUGCUGCGAUCAGGUCCCCACCCACCGUCGCCAUCCAUGCCUCGGUCUCCGGGGUACGGGACGCCUGGAGGUCGUCGGCGCAAGGAGGGCCCAGCCCUGGUGAUGAUGUUCCCCUGUGGCCCCUGUGGCCGGGACGUGGAGCUGGGAGAGAAGGGUCUCACCGACUGUCUGCGCAACCUCACUUUGGAGCGUAUAGUUGAGAGAUACAGACACACAGUGAGCUUGGGCAGCGUGGCCGUGAUGUGCCAGUUCUGUAAACCUCCUCAGGCUCUGGAGGCCACGAAGGGCUGCGCCGACUGCAGGAGCAAUUUCUGCAACGAGUGUUUCAAGCUGUAUCACCCAUGGGGGACGCCACGGGCUCAGCACGAGCACAUCCAGCCCACACUCAACUUCAGACCAAAGGUUCUGACUUGUCCAGAGCACGACCAGGAGAAGCUGCACUUCUACUGUCGGACGUGUCAGCGGCUGCUCUGCCCUCUCUGCAAACUGCGCCGCGUCCACACCGGACACAAAGUGCUCCCCGUGGUCCAGGCUUACCAAGCCCUGAAGGAGAAGAUUACAAAAGAGAUGAACUACAUUCUGUCCAACCAGGACACAGUUCUGGCUCAGAUUACCCAGCUGGAGAGCGGCAUCACCCAGACCGAGGUAAACAGCGUGUCCGCCCGAGAGCAGCUGGCCCAGAGCAUCAGGGAUCUGACCGCCGCUCUGGCAGAGCGCCACGCUUCCCUCACCGGGGCUCUGGAGACGGCCCGGCAGAAACGCGGCGAGGCGCUGUCUGCUCAAGUGGCGGAGAGACGGGGGUUGAUGGAACACGCGGGGCUCAUGGCGUUCACCCAGGAGCUACUGAAAGAGUCGGACCAGCCCUGCUUUGUGCAGGCUGCUCGCCAGACUCAUAACAGGUUGAGUAAAGCUAUUGAGAAUCUCCAGCAUUUCAGCCUGGCUGCCGAUCCGUCAUUCAGACACUUCCAGCUGGACGUCUCCAAAGAACUCAAACUCCUGACGGAGCUGAACUUCAUCCAGGCCCCCUUGGCUCCAGUGAUUGACACCCAGCGCACCUUGGCCUACGACCAGCUCUUUCUCUGCUGGCGACUGCCCCAAGACUCCGCGCCGGCCUGGCACUUCUCCGUGGAGUAUCGGCGCCGGGGCGUGGUGCCGGGGGGGGCGUCCCGAGGCGGGAUCAGAGGAGGGUUGUCCGCCGCCCGCUGGGGCUGGCAGCGAAUGGACGAAGUGAACGGGACCAGCGCCGUGAUCGACCGGCUGGAGAUGGACAGCGUGUACGUGCUGCGCGUGAGAGGCUGCAACAAGGCGGGGUACGGGGAGUACAGCGAGGAGGUGUACCUGCACACCCCCCCUGCACCAGUGCUCAACUUCUAUCUGGAUUCCCGUUGGGGUCUCCAUGCUGACCGGCUGGUGGUCAGUAAAGAGCAGCGCGGGGCUCGUAGCGUCCCCGGCCUCUCUCUGCUGCAGGCCGCUGACCAAGCCCUCACUUCCUGUCACCUGACUUCGGACCUCCUGGUCGGGGAUGUGGCGAUCACACAGGGGCGUCACUACUGGGCGUGCUCAGUGGAGCCAGGCUCUUAUUUGGUGAAGGUGGGAGUUGGUUUGGAAUCCAAACUGCAGGAGUGGUUUCACCUCCCUCAAGACAUGGCCAGUCCACGCUACGACCCGGACAGUGGCCAUGACAGCGGAGCAGAGGACGCCUUGGACUCCGCCCCCCCCUUCUGCUUCCUCACCAUGGGGAUGGGUAAGAUCUACCUGCCCCAGCAGAGCUACCACCACCACCACAACAACCACGGCAAUGGUGUCCGAGACCCCAUCACCAACAACAACAACCCCUCUUCACCCACGGGCCUCACCUACCCGCUGCCCCCCCGGCUGGGUGUGUGCCUUGACUUUGAGAAGGGUCGCGUCACCUUCUAUGACGCCCACUCCCUGCGCCCCCUGUGGGAGGGGCACGUGGACUGCUCCGGCCCGGUGUGUCCGGCGUUCUGUUUCAUUGGCGGAGGGGCCCUGCAGCUGCAGGAGCUGGUGGCCAAUCGCAACGCAGAUCAGACGCCGGUCAGAAGGGUGACCAUCCAACCCCGCGUCCCCACCUUAAACAACAAUUGAUGCCUGAUCUGAGGUCAUAUAUGGUUAUUUGGAAUGUAAUUGGUAAUUGUGAAGUAUUUACUCAGCUAGAGCGGAAGGUUAGACAUCUCAGCGAUUUUCUUUGGUAUUUAAUUUUCUUUUUACGAGAAAAUGUUUCUAUAGCAACAAAUAUGCAAUGUAAUUAAGUUUCUUACAUUUUUGUUAUGAGCGGUUUUGCAAGAUGUAUCGCUUAAGUGGUGUUGGAAUAUCCAGCACUUGAUAUGUAAUUAUAUCUUUGAUGCUUGCACUUAGCGGCUAUGUUGAGUCGGUUUAUAAAGCUAAUGUAGAAACAGCACCUCACUAUCAGUUAUCUUUACUAUAGAAGCUUUUACUCUUGUCACUUCAUGUCCUUAAUGCUUAAAGCUUCACAUAUGUUCGAUUUAUAUAUAUAUAUGAUUCAAUUGUGAGUAUAAAAAAGGUCCUGAAUAUUUUAUUGCAGCCGUGACUUGACUUUCACAGUCGUGAAACCAAAGUGGUAUUGUCUUCAUGAGAUGUAAAUGUGGUAAAUUAGAGGUAGAGAGGAACAAUGAGGCAAUACUGUAAUUAGAAGCAAUUAUACCUCUGCUGCAUAUAAUCACUAGUUUCCACAGUCCUGUUUGUGCAUCGCUAUUUUGUUUUUCAAAUUAAUUAGUGCCUGUGUGUGCGUGUGUGUGUAUGCGCGUGUGUGUGUGUGGUUGGACUGGUUCAUUGUCUGACAGCAACAAGUUUUUUCCUUUGAUUCUUUUUAAACUUGCUUGAUUUUAAGUUAAUGAGCAGUGCUUCUUUUGGUCAGCAGUAUAAAACCAUGUAAACUUCACCUGCUGGCAGAAUGUUUGCAAAAGAAAAAAAGAGAUCAAGGAAUUAAACACUGAA
Molecule: messenger RNA, 3311 nt
Organism: Platichthys flesus (European flounder)
Lineage: Eukaryota; Metazoa; Chordata; Actinopteri; Pleuronectiformes; Pleuronectidae
Gene: trim46b
Product: tripartite motif containing 46b
Exons: 12
Coding region: 24-2441 (805 amino acids)
Molecular function (GO): zinc ion binding; protein binding
Source: RefSeq, a predicted model, not a curated record